AUGGACUCUAAAGUACCCAUCCUUCAUAAUAUAGGUUUCAAAUCCGUACCUUGCGCCUACGCAUAUCUAUUAUCCCUAACUCGUGGGCUUGGUGUGGUGACUAGAAGAAAAGCAAAGGAAUUUUUUCCAAAGGAUCUUAAACAUAGCACUCUAAGAAAGCUCAGAUUUAGAAAAUUCAAAAUAUUAGGAAGAACUAGUCUUAGCAGAGAAAGCUCCACUGAUCAGGUCCCUCAGCAUCUUCGUAGAAAUAGCGAGUUAAGUCUCCCCAAGAUCAAGAAGCAUUACAAGAGUCAGGGUUCCUUGAAACCCAAGAUCUUAAGGCGCUCAGAAGAUUUACACAGAAAACAACAGAAAGAGUCAAAGUUAGAGUUCAAGAGAAGAAUUCAUAAUAUUUAUGGCCAUAUAAGGAACGGUGGAAUCGCAGGCAAAUCAUGACUUGUACCAAGAAGGUUGCUUGAAGAAGACCAACAUCCUAAGAGUGGAAAUUUUAGAGAUGAAGAAGGACUCAGAAAUAAAUUUGUAGUGGUAUCUUCGUUAAAAUUGCCAGCAUUUAAAUCGCAAGAAUAUAAUAAACCCCAAACAAAAACAAGUCUUGAAAAUAGCUGUUCAAAGAGUAACUUUAAAUCAAACAAAAACGAUCAAAAUAAGAUUAAAAAUACCUCCAAAUCAAAAUCCAAAAAUCAGAGCAAACGUCAUCCAAGCGUAGUCACAAAUAGACCACCCAAAAGCACUAAUUUGACCUCACAAAUACCUCAGAGAAGAAUUGAUAAUACAACCCCUGGUAAAAACACCAAGACUGUCAGAAAUAUCAAAAAGAUCCCUUCAAAGAUGAACGAUCGCUACUCCAGUAUCCAGGCCAAGAAGAAGCUUACCAAGCCUGGAGACAGACUAAAUUCAACUUCAGCACAAAUUAAGAAUAAAUCUGUACAGAGAGGGUACAAAUAAGGACUUAGGUACCAAAAUGGGCCCUCAGAGCCAGAGAGGGAUCAAUUACGUCCGAUUUAAUAAGCAUUAUGUGAUUCCAUCCCAAAGUUCAUCAAAUCCGGUAGAAUAUAGGACUCCAAAGCAAAAGACCAGCGUUAGAUUGCCAGUUGUUUCUAAGGUAAGGACUAGGAACAAGAUUUCAAUUGAGAAGAUGUUCAGUGAGAUCAUUAAUGACACCUACCUGUUAGGAAAUAGUCCUGCUCAGCGGUAUCCUAGACGAGACAAAACUGAUUCUAAAGGGAUCCUUAAGCCAAAAUUUGGUCUGUUUAAUACCAAAAGCAUUAAUAAACAGUUGAACAGAGAGGCUACCAAGGUUAAGUUUGAUUUAUAAAUUAUCAGUUUUCAAUGUGAUAA
This is a messenger RNA of Moneuplotes crassus, 1338 nucleotides long. The record is from the annotation of a GenBank genome assembly. Lineage: Eukaryota; Ciliophora; Spirotrichea; Euplotida; Euplotidae.